Messenger RNA from Eremothecium gossypii ATCC 10895, 582 nucleotides. Its product is annotated as AGL309Wp. The record is from RefSeq and is marked provisional. Bases 1 to 582 code for a protein of 193 amino acids. The transcript has a single exon. NCBI's taxonomy places the organism in Eukaryota, Fungi, Ascomycota, Saccharomycetes, Saccharomycetales, Saccharomycetaceae.
AUGGCCGGAACGCACGCCGCCCGUCUUAAGCGCUGCUUUUCACUGCGUCCCCGCCGCGCGCCCUGUCUCGGAUGUACGGGUGGCAGUCACACGUCACGUGAUCGUUGUGUCGUGCCGCAACCCAUGUCUUUGCCGAAUCGGGCAAAGCCCGCGCUGGCGAUUGGCGCGCCGAUUUACGCGUCCGUUCGUCGAUCGCCUGACCACCGAUUGGCCAAGGGGAGCCCGCGCCCGCCCGCCAGGCAACCGCGGGGUUGCCACGCGCCACAAAGGACAAUCGCCCGCCCGCUUUUUGCCAGGCCGGGCGCACCGGCCUGCGCGAACAGACUAAUUCGCCGCCCGCCACACCGAACGUUCGGCGCCCACUGCUCCCCACCCGCGCCCCGGCCCAGAAUGCCAGUCAGCCGCCACCCCCAACCGACGGCGUAUUAUCUUCUUUUCGCUACUACCGUUCCUGGUAUUGUUAUGGUCGCGCGCCAGGCUCCGCCGCUUUUGCAGGAACCCCAGGAGCCGAUGCGCAAGCGCAAGACCAUAGCUUCAUUGUAUAUAAGCCCAUCGUUUGGUUGGGGUUUCCUGCCGCAUUAA